Aspergillus affinis is the source of this 2580-nucleotide messenger RNA. RefSeq lists its product as uncharacterized. NCBI's taxonomy places the organism in Eukaryota, Fungi, Ascomycota, Eurotiomycetes, Eurotiales, Aspergillaceae. The coding region runs from base 1 to 2580 and encodes 859 amino acids. The record is from RefSeq and is a predicted model, not a curated record. The transcript has 6 exons. Gene Ontology annotation, molecular function: GTP binding.
AUGGGUCUCUUCAAGCGCAAGGACUCCAAAAACUCGAUCCAGAGUGAGAAGGAUGAACAAGACUCAUUUGCGUCCGUCAACAGUGCUCGCACGUCCAAUGCCUCGUUGCGAUCGCCCGGCUACAAAGGAAGUGGCCUGCCCGCAUCAAUCCCCGAGUUGUCGAUUGCCAAACCCCCGGACCCAGCCCUAGACCCUGCGGCCUACCUUCGCAGCGUUCAUGCCGUACGAGACCGGGCUAAAUACGUGCUGGUAAAGGCCAAAAGGAAUAAACUUCAACACUUCGAGGUCGACAUGAGCAAGUUCCAGGCCACGGCAUCCUACAUCGUCUCCAUCAUCAAGCGCGACUAUGCUCCCGACUACGAAUCGAUUCCUCCCCAUGGCCGCUGGCAGCAUUUCGACGUGGGCGGCAGACCGCGUGUCAACCAGUUGCUGCAGUCCUGGCCUAGUACGAUCGACGCGCAAGAAAGAACUCGCCGAUUGAUCGAUCUCUUUGUCGUUUCGGUCCUCCUGGACGCCGGUGCCGGCACUAAAUGGUCAUACAAAUCCAAGGAGUCGAGUAGAGUCUUCUCGCGCAGCGAAGGCCUUGCGGUGGCCACCCUCGAAAUGUUCAAGAGUGGGCUCUUCAGCAGCGACCCAACCGAGCCGUGCCAGGUCGACGGGGCCGGGCUAAAGAAGGUAACGGUGGAAGUCCUGGCCAAGGGAAUGCAGCACUCUGAAGCCAACCCCCUCGCCGGUCUGGAAGGCCGCGCCGGACUUCUCGCUCGUCUGUCGGAAGCCUUGAACAACCAGGAAUUCUUCGGAGUGGACGCCCGUCCAGGAAACCUCCUUGAUUACCUUCUUUCUCAUCCGUCAACACUGGCUUCAUCCGUGCCGAUCGUUCCGAUCACUACGCUGUGGACCGUUCUCAUGGACGGUCUGACCCCGAUCUGGCCCUCCUCGCGAACCAAAAUCGACGGUCUGUCUAUUGGGGAUGCUUGGCCCUGUUCGAGCCUACCGUCAUCGCCUCCCGCGCAGCCCUGGGAGAACAUCGUACCAUUCCACAAGCUUACCCAAUGGCUGUGUUACUCUAUUAUGGUUCCCAUGUCUCGAUUGAUGAAGAUCCAUUUCGCAGGCAGUGAUCUGCUUACCGGUCUUCCCGAGUACCGAAAUGGCGGCCUUCUGAUCGAUAUGGGGCUACUGACUCUCCGAGAGGAUGACCUCCAGCGAGGAAUCGCCGCAUACAAGCAAAAUGCGCAGAUCAAGGGUCAACCGAAUAUGGAAGUGGUUCCCCUCUUCUCGACCGACGACGACGUGGUAGUGGAAUGGCGAGCGGUGACCGUUGGGUUCUUGGAUGACCUUCUGGAAGAAGUCAAUGGUCAGUUGGGACUCCGAGGGGAGGACCAAUUGACGCUUGCGCAGAUGCUCGAGGCUGGCUCAUGGAAGGGUGGCCGCGAGAUUGCCGAAGUCUCCAGACCCAACACGAAGGAACCCCCAAUCAUGAUCCGCUCCGACGGCACCCUUCUCAGCACCCGCUUCUGCGGGGUCAACGACCAGUCACCACUACCGUUCCCCUACAUACCUCCGGCCAACAUGGACGUGCGCAAGAAGAAGAGAAAGGUCCUCCUGAUGGGCAAGAGCGGCUCGGGGAAAUCUUCUAUGCGCUCAAUCAUCUUCAGCAAUUAUGUCGCCAAAGAUGUCCGCCGGUUGGGGGCGACAAUUGAUGUGGAGCACAGUCAUGUUAAGUUCAUGGGAAACCUCACGCUGAACCUGUGGGAUUGCGGAGGACAAGAUGCCUUCAUGGAGACUUAUCUCGCUUCUCAACGAGGUAACAUCUUCUCCGACGUUGCGGUGCUCAUCUACGUUUUCGACAUCGAAUCGCGCGAGGUCGAACGGGAUCUUGACACCUACAAUGCCAUCAUCAACGCUCUGAAAGAGUUCAGUCCGAAUGCCUACGUCUUCUGUCUCGUCCACAAGCUCGACCUCAUCCAGGCCGAGCACCGUCAACGCAUCUACGAGGAACGCUCCGCCCUCAUCCGCAGCCGCUCCGAGCACUUCUCCAUCGACACCUUCGGCAGCAGUAUCUGGGACCAAUCGCUCUACAAAGCCUGGGCCGGUAUUGUCCACCGCCUCAUCCCCAAUCUCACUGUCAUUGAGCGCUUCCUGCACGCCUUCGCCAAACGCAUCAAUGCCGAAGAGGUCAUUCUCUUCGAGCGCUCCACCUUCCUCACCGUCACCUCAGUGGCCUCCGAAGUCGGCGACCUCAAUCCCAUCUACGACCGCCACGAGCGACUCUCCAACAUCAUGAAGGCUUUCAAGCAUUGCGCCGCCCGCAAUACCCAUACCACUCCGGCGUCGGCCGGGUUCGUCGUCAUGCACACGAAAACGCCGCAGUUCAACGUCUUCCUCGGCCGCUUCACCGACAACACGUACAUCUUCAUGGUGGUUCCGCCUGGCGAAGCUGCAUACAACUGCGCCGUCAUGAAUACCAUGCUAGCCCGCGAGGGUUUUUCCAAAGCUGCAGCUACCGGCCAGGGCGAUGGAUUCCCUCUCCCGGCGCCAGAUUCGCCAGACGGCGAAACCACCCUCAACUCCCACGGUUGA